Messenger RNA from Meira miltonrushii, 1383 nucleotides. RefSeq names its product Aldo/keto reductase. The record is from RefSeq and is a predicted model, not a curated record. Gene Ontology annotation, cellular component: cytosol. The transcript is spliced from 2 exons. Lineage: Eukaryota; Fungi; Basidiomycota; Exobasidiomycetes; Exobasidiales; Brachybasidiaceae. Gene Ontology annotation, molecular function: aldose reductase (NADPH) activity. The coding region runs from base 219 to 1229 and encodes 336 amino acids.
GUUCAAUGAUGAUGUUGAGAAUGUGAUACUAAGUAUAUAGGAACAUGAAACGGUUAGAAAUAUUCUUAGUUCAACGAUGUCACAUUAAAUUAGGAAGAUCAAUUCGAAUCUUUUCUUUUCAUUAUCAUCACCCUAUCAAAUAAUCAAACACGCGGAUGAAAUCGAUGAGGUCUGUGUAAAGAUCACUGUCACCCACUUCACACUAGUGCCAUCACAGCAUGUCAAGCUCUUCAGCUGCUGCUGCUGUUUCAGCAUCUCAAGUGAAAAGGAUUCCUUCACUCUUGUACGGAACAGCAUGGAAAGGAGAAGUAACGUCAAGUCUCGUCUUACAAGCAUUCGCAAAUGGAUUUAGAGGAGUGGAUGUUUCGGGUCAGAGAAAACAUUACAGAGAAGACCUGGUAGGAGAAGCGAUUACCAUUGCAGAGAAAGAUUUAGGAAUAAAAAGGGAAGAUUUAUGGAUCCAGUCUAAAUUCACACCGCUCAGCGGACAGGAUCGCUCGGGACCAAUUCCAUACGACGUAUCGGCUCGACCGAAAGAAGCUGUUCGUCAGAGUUUUGAGUCAAGUCUAAAGAAUCUACACCAAGGACCGCAAUGGAAUUUUGCAAAAGAAGAAACCAAAGGAAAGAGAAAUGCAUGGCUUGACUCAUAUCUUCUACAUUCACCUCUGAAUACGCUGGAAGAAACCUUGGAAGCCUGGCAUGCGAUGGAGGAACUGGUGUUGGAAGGAAAGGUGAGAAUGAUUGGUUAUUCAAACGUGUAUGAUGCACGUAUACUCGAAGCCGUUCGAAGGUCCGCAAAGCGAAUCGGACCGAGGAUAUUGCAGAAUAGAUGGCAUCAUACAAGUGGACAUGAUGUUUCAUUGUUGUCUUCUCUUUCUACUGCACUAUCACCAAACGAUUUUGAUAAUGACAAAGUAGGAACGAAAGCAAAGAAUGAUGAAGAUGAAGCAGGAAUCAUUUACCAGCCUUUUUGGACAUUAACGGGAAAUCCAAGAUUGCUGAGCAGUGAUGCUGUCAAACAGGCAGCAACAAGGCUACAAUGGACGGAAGCUCAAGUGGUAUAUCGAUUCGUUAAACAAGGAUUCGGAAUUCCGGGCUUACAUUGUGUUGUCUUGAGUGGAACGACGGAUGAGAACCAUAUGCGAGAAGCUGCUUUUGCUAUUGCGGGAGAGGAUGAAUUGAAUGCCAAAGAAGUUGAAUCGAUUCGAAUGGUAAUUUAUGGAGAGUGAGAAAGUCUCGUUACGAUAAUAGACAUUGUCUUUGUACCAUUAAUGAUGAAUCGUAUCGCAAUAUUUCAACAUGAUAUUCACCGAGGGAUGUCCGCGGUGUAUUACACACUUCCCUUGUGAUGAAGAUGCAUUAAUCUCGUCUUCCAUGAAGUCC